AUGUGGUCUAAUUUCAGCGUUAUACGCUUGACCGCGGAGAACACUCUGGGAAAGACGACCCUAGGUAAACCCAAAGCACAAAAGGCUACCUGGUUUUGGAACGAGGAAGUUCAGGCGGCAAUUUGUGUGAAUCGUUUAGUCAGAGCGCGUCAUCGUUCAACGUUUGAUAUGGAGCACACCAAGAUCGUUAAGGGAGCUGAUGGAGUCGUUCUGCGUCGCUCUGGUCAGAUCCUGGAGAGGUGGCAAGAGUACUACAAUCACUUGUAUAACGAAGAGUUCUGUCAUCCUCCCAUCCCAACUGUUCCCAGCGUCGAGGGUCCUGUUCUACCAAUUACUGCCGUCGAAGUUAGUGCUGCCCUCGCAAAAAUGAAGUCGAACAAGGCAACCGGUCCUGAUGACACACCUGCUGAUGUCUGGAAGCUGCUAGGAGAUCGAGGAUCCGUGUGGCUCGCAACUCUUUUUAACAGGAUCGCUGCAGAAGGACGGACUCCAGACGUUUGGCAAACUUCCGUGACCGUGUCUGUCUGGAAAGGGAAAGGAGACAUUGCUGACUGCACUUCGUACAGACCUAUACGACUGCUGUGCCAUACGAUGAAGGUUUUUAGCGUGUCCUGGAAGCUCGUCUGA
Molecule: messenger RNA, 627 nt
Organism: Necator americanus (New World hookworm)
Lineage: Eukaryota; Metazoa; Nematoda; Chromadorea; Rhabditida; Ancylostomatidae
Exons: 1
Coding region: 1-627 (208 amino acids)
Source: RefSeq, a predicted model, not a curated record